Cryptomeria japonica (Japanese cedar) is the source of this 1887-nucleotide messenger RNA. Its product is annotated as plastid division protein PDV1. Bases 229 to 1119 code for a protein of 296 amino acids. Gene Ontology annotation, biological process: chloroplast fission. The record is from RefSeq and is a predicted model, not a curated record. The transcript has 2 exons. Lineage: Eukaryota; Viridiplantae; Streptophyta; Pinopsida; Cupressales; Cupressaceae.
UGUAGCAGGAUACAAAAUUGAGGCAGAUGAGCAAAGCAGGAAAAAAAAAUAAUGACGUGGGACCAUAACAGAACAAAAGCAUCCGCUUUCUGUUUGGGCAUGGCCUAGCGUGGGGUACCUAUUCUAUCCUUGUAAUGGAAGGUGCUCACCAUUCGGUACUUCUUACACAGAUGGGUUUUGUUUGAAAUCUCAGCCCAUUGUUAGUUGUUGUAUAACAUUUCAGAAAAAAUGGAAGGAGAGGAAAUGGAAGCGGUAAUGGAAAGGGCGUGGGACUUACACGACAAGAUGAGCGACGCCAUUCAUUCCCUCUGCAAAUCGCUUUUCUUCUCGUCCAUCGGAAACCAGAAACAGAUGAAUCCAUCCUCUCAUUUCUCACAUUCCCAACCUCCCCACAUCUACAAUCUCCUUUCCAUUCCAUCAAACUCUUCUGAUGACGAUCUUUUCACAGAGAUUACCAGUUUGAACGCUAUACGAAAUGCUCUCGAGACGCUCGAAAACCAACUGUACUUGUUACAGGUACAGCAACGUGCAGAAAAGGAUGCUGCUUUAAUGCAGCUGGAAGAAAGUCGGCGAAUUCUCCUGAAAAGGCUUAAAGAACAUCGGGGCAGAGAUAUGAGUAUUAUAAAAGAGGCCUUGGCUUUUGCUUCUGAUGGAGAUGAAGCAGGAGAUUCACAUUUAAAUCCUAAUGUGUUCCAAGAUUGUUCCAUGGCAGAAGCAAAUAAAGCACUCUCCACUAAUAAAAAUGAUGAAAGACAUAACAAUACUGCAGAUCUUCAGAAAAAAUGUCAGGGUGGACUGGCAUAUCUUCUUGAUUUUGGGUAUCAAUUUGUAAAGAAUUCAGACAAUUUGCACGCAGUGGCUGGUGUUGUCACAAAGGUUGCACUGGUAGCUGUCAGUAUGUUUGCAAUAUUUCGAUUACAACAAACUCCAGAUGGAACAAGAAAAGAGGAUAGAAGAAGCAAAGCUUCGAGGAUGCAGAAGAACACUAGGCAGUACACAGAACAUCAACGUGCAACAAAUGGUGAAGAUUACUUCGCAAAAAAUUCAGUUCGAGAAAGUACAAAGCUUCCCGGACAUUACCGUUUUACAAGUUUAGAUGUUUUAUUUGGUAGGGGUUGAAAAUCAACCAGAGUUUUGGCCAUUUACGUGGAUUAAUUUGUAGGUUGAAGGGUGUACUUGAUACAUUUCGUAAAAUACUAAUAGUUUCUGAGAGUUGAAUGUGUGUAUGGGCCAUUGUUGUUACCUUCGUAGAAUGGCCUUCAUUUUCAAUUGCAACUGAGGUCCCUUCAGUGGAAAAGGAGGUUUCCUUUUUGGUCAGUUUUUGUCUUAACAGUUCUUAAGCUUCCUUCGGUCCUUGCAAUCAGAGCAAGGCAUCUGGAAAAGCCUGUUUAUUGAACCGUGUUGCAGACUGCCAGAACAGAUUUUUAAGUAUGUAAUAUACGGAGUCAUUAAGAAACAGAUAAGAAUAGAAAGAAAGCAUAAAUUGGGUCUUAAGAAUGCUCGGAAGUCUGGUGGAAGCAUUAUAACUGAUUGGGAGCAUCUAUUCUGAUUAACGUGUCCCGGAUAUUCACAAAUAUUCAGGAGUUACUUCAGUUAAUGGCUUCCUUAAAAAGCAGAAAAACAGUUGAACAAACAAACUAUCUACCACAAGAGGAACUUUUUGAAUGUUUGAAUCUGUUGGUCAAACUGGAAAGCAUCUUCAGGAAUCUGAGAUGAAUGUAUGCAUGGAUGGAAAAUUUAAAAAUCAUAGUAUUUUUCUGUUUUUCCAGCGGUUUUUUUUCAAAAUUGUGCAUUCGGAUCCUGUUCUUAUAUGCUACUCUUAAUGAUUUUUGUAAAUGUAACCGUAAAAAUUGAUGAUAUUAAUGAUGAACUAUCCUUUCAUUUCAA